Erythranthe guttata (spotted monkey flower) is the source of this 2025-nucleotide messenger RNA. The record is from RefSeq and is a predicted model, not a curated record. Lineage: Eukaryota; Viridiplantae; Streptophyta; Magnoliopsida; Lamiales; Phrymaceae.
AAAAAAGAAAAGAAAAACAAAUAAACAAAAAAUGGUAGACACCCAGUCAGUCAGUAGUCACACUAGAAGCAAGUCCACAGCCUUUUCUCUAGAGAGAGACCUGAUUAAUUUUCCAGUCGGAGAUGAAAUCGCCUUUGUGGAAGCUGACUAGAUUGGGGCUGAAUAAGACCGACCCGGAGGAGGCGGAGGAGAAUUCGAAUCACCGCCUUAAUUCGGUGCAUGUUGAUGGCCUUACUCAAGCUGCAAAGGAUAUGAAAGACAUGAGAACUUGCUAUGAUAGCUUACUUUCAGCAGCUGCUGCAACAGCAAAUAGUGCUUAUGAGUUUUCGGAGUCAUUGCUCGAGAUGGGGAAUUGUCUACUGGAGAAAACUGCAAUGCAUGAUGAUGGAGAAAGUGGAGUGGCAUUAACACUCCUGGGAAGGGUGCAGCUUGAACUUCAGAAAUUUGUUGAUAGCUAUCGGUCUCAUAUCAUCAUGACAAUUACACACCCAUCAGAAUCUCUCCUAAGCGAGCUACGAAAAGUGGAGGAGAUGAAAUUGCAAUCAGAUGAAAAAAGAGAGACGUUUGAAUACAUGGUGGGACAAUUGAGAGAAAAAGGAAAGUCACGACAUGGAAAGGGGGAGACUUUUACCUCAGAACAAUUGCAGGCAGUUCGUGAAGAAUAUGAUGAGGCUGCAAGGCUAUGUGUUUUCCGCGUGGAAUCAUUGAAGCAAGGGCAAUGCCGGAGUCUAUUGACACAGGCCGCUCGUCACCAUGCAGCACAGUUAAACUUUUUUCGGAAAGGACUCCAAUCUCUAGAAGCUGUUGAACCUCAUAUUAGAAAUGUUGCAGAAAAGCAGCACAUUGAUUAUGAGAUAUGCAAAGGGAAUGAUGAGGAAGAAGGGAAUGGUGAAGGGAACAGUUAUAAGACUAACGAAGAUGGAGAUUCAAAUUUUGACUAUAGUCCAAACGAGAAAGAGUCAGCCAAUACUAGCACAUCAAAGAACUCAAUGGAGCUGGAUCAGUUGGGUGCACAAACAUCAAGAAUGAAAAAUGUGGAGGUGCAACAACGUAGGGCGGGUAGUCAUUCUGCUCCAUUAUACGCGGAGAAGUUUGACUCUGCCGAGAAAAGGACGAUCUCCACACAGAAAUUAAACAGACAUGUGCUGCCCACUCCACAUGAUGGCAAGGGUUCAAUAACUAGCUCUAUACCCCUCCUAUCAAGCACCAAAGUAGUUGGUGGAAGCUCCAAAAAUCUGUGGCAUUCAUCACCUCUGGCUGUGGACAUUGAAAAGCAUUCAUCUCAAAUCCCAGCUGAAGAGAAGAGCAGAAACAAGCAUUUCCUCCCACUGCCCCCUCCUCCUCUGAUGACUGAGGGAUUCGAGACUCGGAAAAUCAAAACUCAAUCCUUCUCCGGUCCUCUAGUCGGCAAACCAUCGUCUAUUGAAGUUUGUGGUUCCUGGUCUUUGAAUGCUCCACCUCCUCCCCUUGUAAGUGAGCUUCAUCAACUCCCUAGACCCCCAGAUUAUUUUGGUUCCAAGAACAAGAUCAUGCAUACUGUCGGAGCUCCAACAGAUCAUAUGAAUUAUUCUUUAAAAAAAGGUUCUCCACUUCCACUCCCACAUCUAACUGUUUCUCGAAGUUUUUCCAUACCCUCCUCCUCCUCCCCCUCUAGUCUUCAGAGAGGAAUAGCCGACUAGCCUUUCAUUCAGGCAGCAAGCUAUUGAAUAAGCUCAUUCACCGCCGUUAACAUAUAUAUCCUUAUCAGACAAUAACUCACCCAACUCCAGACAGAUUACAGCUCAAGUGACAACAAGUUUAAGCAGUUAGGUCGAGUUCGAUUAUGUUUCACUGGUUAUCAUAUCAAGUCAAGUUACCCUAUGCUUAGAUUUCAGUCGUCUAUAUUUUUCUAAGCUUUGGUUAUUUUGGUUUUGAAGGAUGACAACAUUUACGUACCUUGAUGAUACGCGAUUAUACUAGUGGUGUGUUUGUAAUCUUCUUCUGAAUCCAAAUGUGAAAUUAUUUGUUAUUUGUAAUUAUUGACUA